AUGGUCAACGCUCUCGACGUGCUUUCUUACCUUCCCCGAUUCCUCCGUGAGCGCAUCAUCCCAAACAUGCCGAUCGCCGAGGUCAAGAACGACCCGUCCAAGGUCCAGCUGGUGCGCCUGGGCCACGUCUACUUUGAGCACCCGGACCUCGACAAGUUUGCAAAGUUCGCCAAGGACUUUGGCUUUGUCGAGGAGAAGAAGGAUGAUGACAGAAUCUAUUUCCGCGGAUAUGGUCGAGAUCCGUACGUCUAUGUCGCGACCAAGGCGAAGUCGUCGGGAUCGGGACGCGGACGGGCCAGGUUCAUGGGCCCGGCUUUUGUCGCUAGGGACGAGAGGGAGUUUGAAAAGGCCACCAAAUUGCCCGGUGCGACGGUCAUGAGUCUCGAAGAAGCUGGAGCCCCCGGAGGCGGCCGACAGGUCACUAUCGCGCGGCCGAAUGGCACGUUCAUGCACGUUGUGUACGGCCAACAGGAGCGGCCGGUCGACGAGAACAAGGGCGUACCGACGGCGACGCACGACUCGCAGGGCCCGUUCAACACGCCCUUUGAGAAGAGACGCCUGGGCCAGUUCCAGCGGUACCACGAGGGUCCCGCGCUCGUCCACAAGCUGGGUCACUUUGGCUACGUGUGCAAGGAGUUUGACCAAGAACUCGACUUUUACACGUCCAACUUCAAUUUCGUGCAUAGCGACAUUCUGUGGCACCCGCAGUUCUCCAACAUCGACGUCCUGACCUUCAUGCACCUGGACCUUGGGAGCGAAUGGGUCGACCACCACAUCAUGUUCAUGCAGCGCGCCCCUCCCGAGGUCGCGGAGACGUACAUUCACCACAGCUCGUACGAGGUCGCCGACUUCGACACCCAGCUGCUCGGCCACCAGUGGCUGGCCAAGAAACAAUGGAAGAGCGUCUGGGGCGUCGGCCGCCAUAUACUGGGCAGCCAGAUCUUCGACUACUGGCAGGACCCCAGCGGGUUCAAGAUCGAGCACUACGCCGACGGGGAUGUCGUGAAUCAAGAUACUCCGACCAGAAGGGAAGUUGCCGGCCCCGUGUCCGUCUGGGGCCCCGAGUUUCCCAAAGAUUUUGGCGUGGAUGGGACGAAACUAGUGCCGCCUUCUUGA
This is a messenger RNA of Fonsecaea multimorphosa CBS 102226, 1116 nucleotides long. RefSeq lists its product as uncharacterized. The coding region runs from base 1 to 1116 and encodes 371 amino acids. Gene Ontology annotation, biological process: L-methylmalonyl-CoA metabolic process. Gene Ontology annotation, molecular function: methylmalonyl-CoA epimerase activity. NCBI's taxonomy places the organism in Eukaryota, Fungi, Ascomycota, Eurotiomycetes, Chaetothyriales, Herpotrichiellaceae. The record is from RefSeq and is a predicted model, not a curated record. The transcript has a single exon. Gene Ontology annotation, cellular component: mitochondrion.